GAAGUGUUAACAUCAACAAUUUAGAAAAGAAUAAUGUAAUUUACACUUUAGUUCAAAAUGUUCCUAGUGAGAUUAAGGAGGCUACAGAUUAAAUUAAAACGAAAUCUGACAUGGGCUACAAUCAGACUUGGUGUCAUUUUCAUGUCAUUAAUUAUCAUUUAUCGUAUAAAUUUCUCCGAAACCUACAUUAAUGGAUAUAUUAUGAAAUAUAUGAGACAAGGUAGAGAGGUUGUAAUAAGUGGGUCACCAAUAAUGACCACAAGUCAUCUUUCUUCAAUUUACAGUGUAAUUAAUCAAGAUAAAAUAGUCUUAAGACAUAAGGAUAAACACCCUGGCAACAAGGAUCAAAUUUCUGGCAAUAAGGAAGCAUACCCUAGCAAUAAGGAUCAAAUUGUCAAUAAGGAUACAAACCCUAGCAACAAGGAUCAAAAUUCUGGCAAUAAGGAGACAUACCCAAGCAAUAAGGAUCAAAGUGGCAAUAAGGAUACAAACCCUAGAAAUAAGGAUGAAAUCCCUGGCAAUACGAGUACAAUCCAAGGCAAUAAAGAUAUAAUCGUUGGCAAUAAGAAUACAAGCAAGGUGUUGAUUGUUGGGUACAUGAAAGGAGGUUCCUCUCUUAUGGGGGAGGUGUUUAACCAGAAUGCAGCAGCAAUGUACUGGUUUGAGCCACUUUUUGGUUUCUAUGGAGACCUCUACAACAUGGUAUACUCAAUGGCUCCAUGGUUACCAAAACAAUACAGAAAUGGAACCUUGAGGAGCCCGCCAUUGGAUGAAGAGACUAUGAUGAUGACAUUCUUCCGCAACCUUUUCGCUUGUAACCCUUACGAGUUGCCAGUUGAGCUAUUAUCUUCAAUUGAUUUUGUGAUACCAGUUGAUUCAAUAUCAUUUAAACAAUACACUAACUGUGUGGAGCGCACAUACAACUCAACCAUGCAUGCCCUAUGUAAACAACCCGUUGAAACAUGUCAUGAGAAAUAUAUGCGUAAAUAUCUACAAGAAUCUUGCAAAACACCCGACAUUUUUAACCUAACAUUGCACUCACACCGCCAGAUACAAAUCAGUAAAAAUUGUUUAAAAAAGCAAAAACAGGAAAUCCAGUCGUGCUUAGGAACUUAUGAGAAAUCGUGCCAAUCUGUGAAUAUUCUAGCUGCUAAGACGAUACGAAUGUCAAUGAGAAUGGUAGAGCCACUACUUCAACAGAGUCCUGAUAUGAAAAUAAUUCACUAUGUAAGAGACCCGCGGGGAAUCCAAGAAUCACGAGGGUUGCGACACAUGUAUGGAUUUAGUUUGAAUGUUACGGAGUCAGGGAGACAUCUAUGUAGCCUAAUGAGAGAUGAUAUAUCCGUUGUCAAGAGAUUGAACAGGGAGUACAAUGAUGCAGUGAUUCAGGUUAAAUACGAGGACCUGGCUUUGAACAAUGAAGACAAGAUUCGGAGGAUAUACAAACACAUAGGACAGGACGUUCCCGUGAGUUUACUGAAAUGGUUCAAAUCAGUUGGACAUACCUGUAACAGUAAUGUGGAGGACUGCACAAAGGCCAAUAGCAGACAAGGAAGGUGGACAGAGAAACUGACUAAUACAACUAUGAACUUGUUAUCAACUUAUUGUCAAGAUGUUUUACAGUAUUUUAAAUAUGAAGUCGAUCUUAAUUGAAAUAUAGAUCUAUUCCAAAGACAAGGUUUCAGUGCAGAGGGCCACUUGAAAAUGUGGCCAAUGUGUAUUUGGUCUCCUUGCUCUCAUCCUAAAAUACUCGCAAAAUUUUGGCUUGCAUCAUCAGUGAAAAACUCAUCGAUUUUGCUGUUACAGUAUAUGGGGG
Owenia fusiformis is the source of this 1816-nucleotide messenger RNA. NCBI's taxonomy places the organism in Eukaryota, Metazoa, Annelida, Polychaeta, Sabellida, Oweniidae. The record is from the annotation of a GenBank genome assembly.